UCCUAUCAACGUGUGUGUGUGAGUGAGUGUUUCGUGUUUUUGUGGCCGCACGUGAAAAAUAUUUUCUUUUGAAUUUCAUCGAAUUUUUUUUUUGAUCUUUUAAAAAAUGGCCAUCACACCAAUUUACAAACCGGAAAUUAUCAAAAAACGUACGAAGAAAUUUCGUCGUCAUCAAUCGGAUCGUUAUCGAAAAUUGAAGCCAAACUGGCGUAAACCAAAAGGUAUUGAUAAUCGUGUUCGUCGCCGUUUUAAAGGACAAAUUUUGAUGCCCAACAUUGGUUAUGGUUCGGCACGAAAAACCAAACACAUGUUACCGAAUGGUUUUCGUAAAGUUUUGGUACAUAAUUUGAAGGAAUUGGAAGUACUAAUGAUGAUGAAUCGAAGAUAUUGUGCCGAAAUUGCCCAUUCUGUGUCAUCGAAAAAACGUAAAGAAAUUGUUGAACGUGCACGACAAUUAUCAAUCAAAGUGACAAAUGGUGCAGCACGUCUUCGUACGGAAGAAAAUGAAUAAUAAACAUCUCUUUAUAUUAUGAUUAUUAUUACGCUACGAUCCGAACACCAAAAUUUUCUAUUUUGUAAUGUAAUAAGAUUAAUUUUUUUCAUUAAAAAUUAAAAAAAAAAAAUAAAUCUCAAUUCCCAAAAUAAAUAAACCUAUACCGAUUGAAUACUAGA
Molecule: messenger RNA, 672 nt
Organism: Dermatophagoides farinae (American house dust mite)
Lineage: Eukaryota; Metazoa; Arthropoda; Arachnida; Sarcoptiformes; Pyroglyphidae
Gene: RpL32
Product: Ribosomal protein L32
Biological process (GO): translation
Cellular component (GO): cytosolic large ribosomal subunit; ribosome
Molecular function (GO): structural constituent of ribosome
Source: RefSeq, a predicted model, not a curated record